UUUCAAUAGAAUAUGAUAAUGAUCUUAUUGGGAUUUAAUUUAGUUGUACAACUUAAUAAUAAAUUGUUUGUUUACGGAAACUAACCAGAAUGUUCUGUAGAUAAACCUAAUAAAUAAUAAUGAACUAAAACUAAUACAUUUAAUAAUAAAGUAAUGGAAACCACAACACUGGGAUGGAUUGGCCUGAUUUUUAUUCUUUUCGUAACGACCUUUGGUCUAUUUUGGUUAUUAACUGCUUUAACAGGUCUCCUGUUGCUAUUGGCAGGGGCCUUAUCAUUUCUUUAUAUCCAGCAGGGUGACAUUAUCAGUUUCUCUAACAGAUGCUCUGGUAAUCCAUUAACAACUGAUUGCACACCAGAAGGAGGUUUACAACAGUUUAUAAAACAACUUGGCAGUCCUAAAAAGAUUCAAAAAUCUGAUAGUAGAGUCACAGGUAGUGAACUAAUAGAUAGUUCACUGCAAGAAAUUCUAGGUUACAUUUUAAGAGAUUACAUCUCAACAUGGUAUAAUGUUAUAUCUAAAGACAAAGAGUUUCCACAAACAACAGUGAGAAAAACAGCACAAACUUUUGCUAUUAAUAUUUCUAAUAAAAUUAAAGAGAUAGAUUGGAUCCCCUACAUAACGACACGAUUGGUGGACGAUGCCGCCACUCAUUUGAAACUAUUUAAGCAAGCUCGAACAAAAAUGAAACUAAUGGAGAAGCCAAAAUCGCCUCGAAAUUCCCCAAUGCGCGAGAAAAAUUCCCCCAAGAAACCUGCUCACAAACGUAAUAAAAGUGAAACUGACAUUACCUGGUACCAUGGAAAAGCAAUGGAAUUAAAAAGGGGAGAUACUGAGAAAGCAGUUGGAAAUUCCAAAUUCUAUUCAGGAGAUAAAAUGGCAACAACACUGGAGGACCACUUUUUUUAUUUAGAAUGUCAGAUGGAGAAUAAUUUAGUUUGUAGAGAUUAUUUAUGUACUGAUACCACAACUGAAAAAGAGUUUUUAUCAGAAGUAAUAGAAGUUUUGUUGUAUAUUUUAUUGCCAGAAGAAGAUUUUGACUGCAAACCCCUUACAUUUGUAUUAAGAGAAAUAUUUGCCAACUGUGUAGUUUUACCAUUGUUUUCAAUGAUGUCUGAUCCUGAUUAUAUUAAUCAAGUGAUUAUUUGGCUGUGUCUACGUGAAGUAUCUUUGCCAAGUGAAAUUUUCCUAACAACUCUGAGACUUACAGAUAACUGUGAUGAACUAAAAUGUACCAAAGAUUUGGUUCUAAAAGAGAUCCAACUUUUGAGAUCACGUGAUUCGGGUGGUGAAAGCGAUUUGUCGAUUAAGCAACAACUCAGCAGCUUGUACUACUUGCAAAAACUAAUAGAAACCAGACUAUCCAAGAUGGAGAAUCUGGAUUCGUCAGAAAGUCACAGUUCAUUGGAUUACAUACAGCUGGAGACUGUAAAAAGAAUCGACCUAAAACUCGACCAAAUAUUAAAAAACAAUGUAGCACUGUCAUACUUUAUAGAUUUCGUUUCUAGUCAGGGAAAACAUGCGGAACUAUUUUUUUAUUUAAAUGUCGAAGCUUGGAAGAUUUGCGUGGAACAACAGCUUAUGGACUUGGCCAAAUCCAAAAGUUCUGCAGAUACUUGUUCAAUCUAUGAAACGAUUCGAUCUACAGCUUCUAGUAUUUUUGAACAGUACUUGAGCGAUAAAGCCGAAGAAAAGAUACAAGUUAAACAAUCUUUAGUACAGAGUCUCUAUUUUAAAAUUAUCAAUUUGAGUGAAACACCAAACAGACAGUGGUUUGACGAAAUUCAAAGAUCCGUGUACGAAAAAAUGAAUAACCACGAGGAUUACCUCACAGCUUUCAAAAGAAGUAAGGCUUAUGUUAAGCUGCUUCAGGAGUUGGAUUUAAUCCAACAGAAUAACGUAGAUGAGGAUAGUGUAAGUCUAAAUAGUAAUGAUGGUCUUGAAGCAACUGAAUCCACAGUGCCCAAAAAAAGUGAUUAUUUAAUGGUGGAAACAAUCCAGAAAGGCGUGAAACACGCGAGAUCAUUUAGUGAUGUGCCUCUAUUUUCCGCCAAAAAUGAAGACUUAAGUUUCCAGUUAACCAGUGAAGAGUCUCAGCUGAAGGCGGCACAGGAUGCAAAGAAAUGUAAAACGGGAAAUUUUUCCCUGCAAGUUAAUAUAAUUGAAACUGGUAUUGUUUGCGAAAAAGGCAAAACUUUCGGGAUUUAUGCUAUAAGCGUAUCUAGACAAUACGAAACGGAUUUUUUAGAAGAGUGGCAUAUUUAUAGAAGAUACAGCGAUUUCCACGACUUGUACACGAAAAUUAAGGAUAAAUAUCCUGAUCUUGGGAAGAUACCAUUCCCUGGUAAAAAAACAUUCCAUAACAUGGAUCGCGCAGUUUUAGAGAAACGAAUGAAAAUGUUGGGCUACUAUAUGCACCAAGUUUGCCAAAGCACGGUUUUAAGUUCUCAUCCAAAAUUGCGAGAUCUUCUGAUGACAUUCCUUGAGCAAGGGGAGUACGACCGAACUGGGGGGCCUAUUUCUGGAGCCAUUGAGACCAUCGUUAAUCCUUUGAAAACGGGCAUGAAAACGAUAAAAAAUAUGCCUGAACAACUCAUCAAUACAAUGGAUGAAGUGGUGGAAAGCAUAAACAAAGUUUUUCAUCCGAAACCGGUUAAUUUGCCGGAAGCCAGCAAAGUUGGAGCUUCUAUUGAAGAGACUGAAAAUAACAUUCCCUUAAGAAUCAUGCUGCUAUUGAUGGAUGAAGUAUUCGACUUAAAGUCGAGAAAUCAGUGGCUGAGAAGACGUAUUGUAACUUUACUCAGACAAAUAGUUAGAACUAUGUUCGGCGAUAUAGUAAAUAGAAGAAUUUUAGAUUAUGUUUCCGUAAUAACCAGUCCCAAGAACGUUGCACAUUAUUUAUCUGUUUUUAAACAAUCAUUUUGGCCAAAUGGAGCUCCAUGUGAGAAAAAACCCCACAGAGAUGAUGAUGUAAAAAUACGUACCAGAGUCGCAGCAAAAGUAGCGUUGUUAUCUUGUUUGUCAGAUGAACUGAAACAUAUAAUAGGGUCUGAGACGACGAGGAGAGGAUUGCUUACAAUUUUUGAACUUUUUCAGAGACCAAUUUUAAAUCGCCGAUUAUUGUAUGUGUUGCUUGAAGGUGUCUUGUGCACCUUGUUUCCUGAAAAGGACAUGGUAAAACUUUUUCAAACUUUACAUUCUAAGUCAAAACGGAUACAGGAUAAUAAAAGUAGGUGAUUUAUAUAGUAAAAAGAUGUUUCAGAUUUAUUCUAUUUUCUUAUCUACAAUUUCAUUGGUCCUAAUUUUAAUUAAAUUAUUAAAUUUUCUCAUAAUCAUAAAUAUGCGAAAAGAUAAGAAACACACGUGUUUUUAAAUGGAUAAAGUCUCAAAAAUUACAGUAUUAUGUAUAUUAACUACUUUAUCUAUAAGAAUUAUUAAAUAUGAAGCAUCUUAUACAUACUUAGUGCCAUUAAUUUAUUUCGUUUUUAUUCCACAAAAAAGAUUUAUAUAUUUAUAUGAAAUAUUUAUUUUCUUACAUGCAUUGUUCCCUGUGCUUACGUUUUAUUAUUUGUUACGCAUUGUUUUAAAUAAAAUAUGUAAAUUCUA
Molecule: messenger RNA, 3606 nt
Organism: Aethina tumida (small hive beetle)
Lineage: Eukaryota; Metazoa; Arthropoda; Insecta; Coleoptera; Nitidulidae
Product: sorting nexin-13-like
Exons: 12
Coding region: 154-3237 (1027 amino acids)
Cellular component (GO): early endosome
Molecular function (GO): phosphatidylinositol binding
Source: RefSeq, a predicted model, not a curated record